ACACCGAGUGAGGCUGCCACAAGGAGGCGUUGCUAGCUUAGCGCGAUCUGAUAUUUGCUCCCGUCGUCGCUCCCGCUUGACUCGCUCUGCCCGCUUCGCGUAAGCUUCAACGUUCAACCCCGUCUGCAUUUGCUUAGCUUUCUAACACAUCGAGUCCCCGAUCAACCCACUUGAAAGAUGGGAAGCUCCAUUGCAUACGCCUUGCUCGUGUUUGCGUAUCUACAACCACGCCUGGCAUGUUCAUUUGGAGAUGCACCAACCAAACGAAAGCGAUGUGAAGCAAUGGCGCGAGGCGCUGGUCCAGAGACCUCUGCUGCCGCUGCUUUGCACCGCGUUGCUGGCAUUGCUGGGGAAAAUGCUGUCGUCGCGGCUCCCUUGUCGCCUGUCACGAGCGGUCUAGCAAGCGUGACAGCGUUCUUGCUCGUAGCAAAGCGUGACGAGCCAUUGCAAGACGGAUUGUCGGACCUGAUCAGCGAGAUCGAGAGUGUUUGUGCCGGCUUCGUCUUAGGAGGAACGAUAGUCGUGCUGCAAUUUAAUGGCGCAGGCUCAAUUGCGACCCAGAUCGUACACUCAGCCACUCAUGCGCCAGCUCUUUUAGCGACCAGUCUCGUCCUGCACAAAAGCCCCAGCGAUGUCGAAGCACUUGCUCUGACAGUCGCGAGCAUUCUCGUCGCAUGGGCAAGGCCGCAGCUUCAGACAGCGCGACUCAUCCCAGCGUUGCAUUGGGUCUGCCACAUCAGCCAGUACACUACAAUGACCUCCCUCUGGCGCGCAAAGACCAGCAGCAGUCGAAAGACGAUGAUGCUCUCUGCUGCCUUUGGGUCGCUGUGUGCCUGCAUGAUCCUGUUCGCGCUCGAUGGCGGCAGGUCGAGCCUAGUCAGCGCCAAGAUCAUACCUCUAUGCGCGUGUCAGACAAUCUUGCUCUUCCUCACCGUCGACGCGGUCAAGUAUCUCGAUUCGCCUCUGAUACUGCAGCUUAUCGUCCCUUUCGAGCUGCUGCUGACGAUCGCAAUGUCAAAGCCCCUGUUUCUUGUUCCAGUCAUUUCUCUGAGCUUGGCAGCCUUGACAGCAGGAUGCCUCGGCAUCUAUGUCUUCUGCCGCAUGGAGCAACGAUCUGAUCAUAGGAUUCCAGAUAGUAUGGACGACAAUCCGCUGUUGCCAGCCGUCGACCAGGACGAGCACCCAAAAUCGACCGUGACUCUGGAGACUUCAAUGUCGAGCAAAUUACUGCUGCUCUGCUUGGCUAUCUUGUCAAUAUGGCCAUUGACGACGUGGUCGGUGCAUAAAGACGCGAGUUGUAAGCCGUUUCAGUGCGAACAGAUCUCGCUCGGUCGGUGGUGGCGACCGCCUGCUCGCGUGGCGCACGUCUCCCCUUCAGCGCCAGCGGCAUCGAAACGCAAAGCAUCACUACACGCAAAUACCGAGACUCUCGGCAGUAUUGAUCUUGUAGUGUCCUUCUACGACGAGUCGCCCAGCGAUGUCCUCACUGAGCUGACUUUCAUACGGUCACUGCUCCCGGCUGCAAAUCUGACAACAUACGUCUAUUCCAAGUCAGCCACCGCCAGUCUCGAAGAGCUGCGCGACACACUGGGUGCAGAUCAUGUUGCUUACUUGCCUAACGUCGGCCGCGAAGGAGGCACAUAUCUAGACCAUAUCAUCUCGCAUUACGAUCGCCAAGAUUUCGCUGAUCACACUCUCUUUACGCAAGCACAUCUCUCAUACCGCGAGAUAGCCGAACGCCGGCUGGGAGCCCUGCGCUCGUCGACAGAUUACCUACAUCUAGCGCCCUACGUACCCUCGGAAUGCGGACUUGACCAACGCGUCUGGUUCAUGCUGCCGAGACUACGAGAGAUCGUCAAUUACUUCAAUGCGGCGCCAAACUCGUUCUGUCAUGGCAGGCAGCUUGCGAGUUGGGCGGCACAAUUUAUCGUCAGCCGACGAAAGAUAAUGGCGCGAACGGUAGAGCAGUAUCAGACUAUCAACACGAUGAUCGGCGCUCCAGAAGCGCAUUGGAUAUACGCAGACCAUGUGCCCGAAGGCUGGGAUUGGGGCGGACAAGGCAACAAUCCGGGCAACAAUUACUUUGGUCACAGCUUGGAACGAGCUUGGCCUGUCAUCUUUGGCUGUGAUGACGUUCGGAUAGCCGACGAAUGUCCGGACGAAUCUGCUGAUCCCUUGCAGUGUCAGUGUUUGAAUACGUCAGUAUAGUGCUUGUUGCUAUCGGUAGAGGAC
Messenger RNA from Mixia osmundae IAM 14324, 2232 nucleotides. RefSeq lists its product as uncharacterized. The coding region runs from base 178 to 2208 and encodes 676 amino acids. The record is from RefSeq and is a predicted model, not a curated record. NCBI's taxonomy places the organism in Eukaryota, Fungi, Basidiomycota, Mixiomycetes, Mixiales, Mixiaceae. The transcript is spliced from 4 exons.